Phalaenopsis equestris is the source of this 927-nucleotide messenger RNA. RefSeq lists its product as uncharacterized. The record is from RefSeq and is a predicted model, not a curated record. Bases 248 to 631 code for a protein of 127 amino acids. NCBI's taxonomy places the organism in Eukaryota, Viridiplantae, Streptophyta, Magnoliopsida, Asparagales, Orchidaceae. The transcript has a single exon.
AGCAGUCCAUCACGCGCCGUGCCCGCUGAAAGUUCCCAUCACGACACGGUAACGUUAUCCGUCCUUGCCCAUAGUAAUCAUCGCGCCCAAAACACAAACCACACAUUCCUCUUUACCCGGAAAAACGCGACAUUUCGCCACAGCCAUUCUAUAAAAAUACGCAUUUCCGCUUCAUUUCGCAAUUCUCAGACCUUUCUCUCCCAAUCUCUAAUCCUAUUGUUCAUUUUUCCCUCAUCUUCGAUUUUUAAUGGAGUGGCCCUCAUCGUCUCUCAAGCAGAAGAUCCGGUCAGCUAACUGCUUCCCGUGCUGCUUCCGCUCUUCGGAAGAAGGGGAGGAGGAGCCGGCGGUGGGUUCGUCGUUGAUCCGCUCAUCAUCGACGUGGAUCCGAUCGAAGGCGGCCGAGCUUCCUGAGUUCAAGGAGCGGUACCGAUGGCUUAUGGCGCGGAGCGGGAAAUCGUCGCAGCGCCGUGGAUUCGGGGAGUUCAGGUACGAUCCGUUUAGCUACGCCCUAAAUUUCGACGAAGGUGGUGAGGAGGAGGCCGAUGAAGCCGAUGGGUCUCGGUACCGGAAUUUUUCCUCUCGCCUCCCUGCGACCCCUCUGCAGCCCUCCGCUGGCGUCGCUUACAGCUAGCAGCUGCAGCAACGGAUCCAUCUGUGUAUGUGCUCGUGUCUACCGUGCGAUUUGAAGUUUAGGGAUCGGUUAUUGUGCUUGAGAUCUGGAUCUUGUUAUUGUAUGCUAGUAAAUCCCUUCUUUCUUUCCUGAACUGAAAUGUUAGGAUAAGUUGGAUUCACGUCGUCGCCAUGAGAGCGUGGCUCCAGCAGCCAUCCCGGCUCCAUGAAUGGGAUGCUAAUGAUUUUCCAUUAUUUUUGGAGUAAAUUAUAAUUAUUGUUUUGAAUGAAAGUUAAAGAUAUGCAUAAAUUAUAAAA